UCCUUUCUGUCACUUUCAAACGAAACGUAAACAAGCAGAAGUGAAUCAAAAUAAAAUUAAUUUACCUUAAUUUUCACAUAGUUUCUCACCAUGUCUGCAUUCAAAACCUUGCGCGAUGUUAGCACUAACUUCAAAAGCGAUCUGCAGCGUGUUUCUACUGAACUACACUCAGCUGAAAUUGGAGAUAACUUAGAAGACAAGAUUGCUAAGAAAAUGCAAGAUUUAUCAGUGUUUACUUCAAAACUAAGGCUUUUACGGGCCAAACCGUUAGCUGAAAACCCACAAAUAGCGGAUCAAGAACGAAACGAGCAAACGACACUCAAGGAAUAUGAAGACACAGCAACGGCAAAGGUGUUGGAGCAGCAGAUCAUCAAGUUUCUAACACAGUCUCAUGCUGUGAAGGCACUCAUAACGUCUCCAAGUAGAAAACUGGACCCUGAACUGGUUGAGAGAAAAGAAAAGAUCAUCACAAGCCUCGCAGAGUUCCGUCAGCAGGAGUGCCAGUUGCGGCACCUCCAAGCGUUACUAACGGAGAGGGAGGCCCAGCUUGCAGUGGUGAGGGAUCAGUGGGACACCGAGCUGGGACAGCUGAGGGACAUGCGGGACGGAGUUCACGGCAAUGAAGAGGUUGAGAUGGGACGGUUACACAAAAAACUCCGAAUGCUCGUAGACAAAAUGGAAUCCAUGAGGUGGCUGAUCGCCAAACUAGUGAUGUGCCGUACCGGCAACUACGAUUGGCAAUCGGACCCGCACAAGAGACUGAACGCCCUCAAAAUGGCCAGGCAAGCUAACACAAUCGAGCAGUUUUUGGAAAGCUGAUAAUUCCCAUUUGCCCCACUGAAAUUCCCAUUUGUCCCCACGAAAAUUCCCAUUCGGUCCCACAAAAUUUCCCAUUCGGCCCCAUUAAAAUCCCAUUUGGCCCUACUAAAAUUUAUAUUUGCCUCAUAAAAACUAAAUUACAUUA
Ostrinia furnacalis (Asian corn borer) is the source of this 964-nucleotide messenger RNA. RefSeq lists its product as uncharacterized. NCBI's taxonomy places the organism in Eukaryota, Metazoa, Arthropoda, Insecta, Lepidoptera, Crambidae. The record is from RefSeq and is a predicted model, not a curated record. The transcript has 4 exons. The coding region runs from base 91 to 819 and encodes 242 amino acids.